Prunus armeniaca (apricot) is the source of this 219-nucleotide messenger RNA. Lineage: Eukaryota; Viridiplantae; Streptophyta; Magnoliopsida; Rosales; Rosaceae. The record is from the annotation of a GenBank genome assembly.
AUGGUAUUCAAGGAAUCUGACGAAAUGGCCCAGUUGAAGCAACAACAAGUGGAAACCGAAUUCGAACUAUUUCGCAAGUUUGCAAAAAUAGUGGAUCCAAAAGGAAAUUGGGACAACAUCACUGUGGGCGGGGUCAUGAAUUUCAUGGGUCGCGGUCGCCGCAAUAGAAGAGUAUGCAACUCCAAAUGUGUCAACAGCAGGAAACUUGUGACACUUUAA